Molecule: messenger RNA, 1486 nt
Organism: Spirodela intermedia
Lineage: Eukaryota; Viridiplantae; Streptophyta; Magnoliopsida; Alismatales; Araceae
Source: the annotation of a GenBank genome assembly
AUGAGGGCGAAGGUACAAUCAGUGAUAAACUGUCAUCUGCCAUGUUCAUUUUUCUUCGGAGGAUUUCCCGUUUCGCUUUUGUGAACAGUCGGGACUGUAGUUUUCCGUGUGUUCCAUGCGUAUUCUUUAUUUGAUCCGGGUGGCUGGCAUAGUUGGUAGAUCUGUCUUCGUGCUUCGACUCCGGCAUUGCGGUUGCUUUGGUUGGACAUUGACUGAGUAUUCAUUUUGUCUCGAAGAAUAUGAUAUCCAAAUAUCCAUGGUAUCACUUGUUGUGCGAUGUCUCUGGGUAGCUCUCAAUGUGAAUAGCUAGGAUUCCUGGUUGUCUCCAUGGUCUGUUAGGUAGAAACUGACUCGUUUUCCUUGUGAUUCCCGUCUUUCUACUUCCAUUAGAUUGAUUUUUUCUCGUUGUUUAUAAACUUGCGUAAGCUUUUCAUUUGGCUUCUAAUUGUUGACCUGAAUCCUUUUGCCUAUUGAGGGCGGCUUUAUGAUUUAUUUCAUGUCGCUGAUGUUUCUGAUUCCGAUGCUCUGAACAUGGGGCAACAUUACUCUUCCGCUAGAUAUUUUACAUGUCGGCUCUGGAAUGUCUUCUUUAGCUUAUCUGUUGUGUUCGGAAUUUUGGUAAUGUAGGUUUCUUCAGGAGCACUUUUCCAAUGUAGACCACUAUGACUUAUUUCUAGAGCCACGUCCUCUACGAUAUGUGGUGUUGCAUUGUGCUAUCCCGCUAGGAAGUACGAAUGCGCCAGCGCCUCGUUCUCUAUAAGUUGAAUGUCCGACAAGCUGAUCUCAGUUCUGAUCUAAAAUAUCAACGAAAAGCGAAUGAAAGAGAGUGCGAGAGCUAAAAGCAAUGAAAUCAGUUUGCAUUUUUUUCUUUUUUUCUUCCUUUGAUAUCGGUAUCCUUAUUAUCGUACUCUUCUGCUGAAUUUUGGUUUCCAUGGAGAAAUAAGGGAUAGAUAGAGUAUUUACUCAAUAGCCCUCAUUCCUGAAGACAAACAAUAUCUCAAGUACCUUAACAAUACCUCACCUUUAAUAAAUGUUUUGGAUUUAUUCAUUACUCUCCAUUAAAUGGCUAGUUUUUCAUGCUGGAAUUUACGUACAAAUCAGAGACCUAUCUUAGUGAAAUUUUGUGGCAUUUGUUUGGAAUCUAUUUUGACGCUUGUAGCAGAUUUUCUACAACUUUGUACCAUUUUUUCGAGAUCAGAGUCUAUAAGUGCAUUUCUUGUCCCGCUGGUUAAUGCGCGUUUUAAUUUAUAUAGUAAAAAGCAAACAUUGGGCCAAAAUAGCAUUACUCUUUAAUAUGAAUAGAAGGCCAAAUUUUCUUUUCUUUGGCCUGAUUCUGAAAAUUGUGUUAAUCCAGUAACAUUAGCAUGGAAUCAACCCUUUCCUAAAGUUUCUUUUUUCCUACCUUUUCCUUUUUUUUCAGUGGAAGAAGAAGCGCAUGAGGAGGUUGAAGAGGAAGCGCAGAAAGAUGAGACAGAGAUCUAAGUAG